AUGAGGGAGGCUUUGCGAUUUCGAGUGCGAUGCCGGCCUAUCCUUGUUCUUAACACCCCAAUUCUCCGACGCGAUAAGCUCAAUUCCUUUGAACUGCCUCUCCUUCUCCUUGCCCAUGAUCUAAAACAGCUCCGGAUCUGCCUCGCAAAUCAGCUGGUUUCCCCAAGCCUUCAUCGAGCUUCGACGCUCCUGCAAAUCCGAUUCGCUCGCCAUGACUGGCCUCUUGGCCGGACCGCACUGAAUUUCGAAAUCGGGGCGACGCCUCUUGAAGCACAUCGAGUGGCCCAAAAUCCAAAACUCCUCUCGUCCUCCGGGUCGCGAUUCAGCUACGCGGCGAUACCACCAUUCUGGUUGUGGAGGAGUCCGCCGUUGUUGCAAUUCUCGUUUAUUGACUCCAGUAGCCGCAACGAGAUGUGGUGGACGGAGGCGGCUGAAGAGGCGGAAGAGGGGAAGAACCCUAAUUUCAAAAUUGGGGAAAAGUUGGGGGAUUCAGAUUGUGCGAAAUGGAGGAUAUUAAUUUUUUAA
Molecule: messenger RNA, 525 nt
Organism: Linum trigynum
Lineage: Eukaryota; Viridiplantae; Streptophyta; Magnoliopsida; Malpighiales; Linaceae
Source: the annotation of a GenBank genome assembly